AAGCUACCGUCCCGAGCUACAUUGCUUUAAUCAAGACAUCAAAACUUGUGGACUGCUUGAACUUUUUCAAGAGAUCAUUGAGACAUGGCGGCUGAGCUUCUCCAAUGCAGAAGUUUAGCUAAAAACUUGGUGGGCUUGUGUUUGUUUUUGUGUUUGGCAUCUGCCGCGUUUCCUUCUGUUGAAGCUAAAGUUAGAUACCAUAAGUGGGAGGUGAAAUAUGAGUACAAGUCUCCUGAUUGCUACAAGAAGUUGGUGAUGACCAUCAAUGGAAGAAGUCCAGGACCAACCAUCAAUGCUCAGCAAGGUGAUACUAUUAUAGUUGAGCUCAAGAACAGCUUGCUACUUGAGAAUGUUGCCAUCCAUUGGCAUGGAAUCAGACAGCAUGGAACACCUUGGUCUGACGGGACAGAAGGGGUGACACAGUGUCCAAUUCUCCCAGGAGAUACCUUUACAUACAAGUUCAUAGUAGACAGACCUGGAACAUAUUUGUAUCAUGCACAUUAUGGUAUGCAAAGAGAAGCAGGGCUAUAUGGAAUGAUUAAGGUUUCACUUCCUGCUGGAGAGUCUGAGCCUUUUUCUUAUGACUAUGACCGCAGCAUCAUCCUUAAUGAUUGGUACCACAAAAGUGCUUAUGAACAAAUGACUGGGCUCAAUUCAAUACCUUUUGGUUGGGUUGGGGAACCUCAGUCAAUUUUGAUACAAGGCAGAGGAAAAUUCAACUGCAGCACACCGGGGAUCGAAGCCGGUCUUUGCAAUGCGACAAAUCCAGAGUGUUCCCCUUUCUCAUUGACAGUUGUUCCUGGCAAAACAUACCGGCUGAGGAUUGGAAGCUUGACCGGUCUUUCAGCCUUGAGUUUUGAAAUAGAGGGUCACAAUAUGACUGUUGUUGAAGCUGAUGGCAACAAUGUCGAGCCGUUUGUGGUCCAAAAUCUUUUCAUCUACUCUGGAGAGACAUACUCCGUUCUAAUCAAGGCUGAUCAAGACCCUUCGCGAAAUUAUUGGGCUAGUGCACAUAUUGUUAGCAGAAAUAGCAAUACUACCAAUGGAUUGGGCAUCAUCAAUUACUAUCCAAAUCAUCCCAGAAGAAAUCCCCCCACAAGUCCCCCGGUUGGACCUCGAUGGAACGAUACAGCUCCCAGAAUUGCUCAAAGUCAAGCAAUCAAAGCUCUCAAAGGCUACAUCCAUACCCCUCCACAGACAACAGAUAGAGUAAUUGUUAUGCUCAAUACACAAAACAAGAUAGAUGGUCAUGUCCGUUGGUCUGUCAACAAUGUCUCAUUUGGCCUUCCUGAUACACCUUACCUCAUAGCCCUUAAACAAAAUUUUCUACAUGCUUUCGAGCAAACCCCUCCUCCAGAAGGAUACGAUGCUGCCAACUACGACAUCUAUAGUGUUGCCAAGAAUGUAAAUGCUACGACAAGCAACUCGAUUUAUCGGCUCAAGUUCAACUCGACAGUUGAUGUAAUCUUGCAGAAUGCAAACACAAUGACUGUGAAUAACAGUGAAACACAUCCUUGGCAUCUUCACGGGCAUGAUUUUUGGGUCCUGGGCUAUGGUACAGGCAAGUUUAACAUCUCAACUGAUCCCAAGAAGUACAACCUUGUCAAUCCGAUAAUGAAGAAUACAGUGCCUGUUCAUCCUUAUGGCUGGACUGCAUUGAGAUUCCGAGCUGACAAUCCAGGUGUUUGGCUAUUCCAUUGCCAUAUUGAAUCUCAUUUCUUUAUGGGAAUGGGAGUAGUGUUUGAAGAAGGUGUAGAAAAGGUCGGAAGAUUGCCCACAUCUAUAAUGGGAUGUGGUGAAACAAAACGCUUUUACAAACCAUAGAGAAAACUAUCGACUGUUGGUCCUUGUUUGUAGCACACAAGAUUCUUGAAUUUUUGUCUUGAUUCUUUUUAAAUGUUUUCCCCAUACAAAAGUCUAGGCAUUUUUCAUUUUUUUUGUACAGUACAAGAACAUUUGACUGGCAUUUGUCUUCAUGUCUUGAAGGACUAUUGUACUCUUUUAAGUCGAAAACUGUUUGAUUCUAUAGAAGAAUUUCCCUCUUUCUGUAAA
Coffea eugenioides is the source of this 2052-nucleotide messenger RNA. Its product is annotated as L-ascorbate oxidase-like. The coding region runs from base 85 to 1824 and encodes 579 amino acids. The transcript has 5 exons. Gene Ontology annotation, molecular function: copper ion binding; oxidoreductase activity. Gene Ontology annotation, cellular component: extracellular region. The record is from RefSeq and is a predicted model, not a curated record. Lineage: Eukaryota; Viridiplantae; Streptophyta; Magnoliopsida; Gentianales; Rubiaceae.